Molecule: messenger RNA, 1434 nt
Organism: Oikopleura dioica
Lineage: Eukaryota; Metazoa; Chordata; Appendicularia; Copelata; Oikopleuridae
Source: the annotation of a GenBank genome assembly
AUGUCAGACAGUGUCAAUUCUGAAACGGUGACUUUAAAAGUGGGUGAUUUGGAACUCGAGGUUCCCAAAAGCAAGACGAUUUGUCCGGCUCAGCGGUGGCAUUUGAAUCCCUCUGAGUUCGCUCACAGGCUGAUUGUCGGUCAUGGGUUGAGCCACGGGGUUGCUGGAGAGCUUGAGAAGGAGAUAAGACGAGUUUCCGAUCAGCUGUACUUUGAGAAGUACGCUGAGGAUGAGGUUCUAGAGCAAUUUGAUAUGGACGAGCUUGACGAUCUUUUGGAAGACUUCGAGGAAUCGAGAAAAACGCCGAGUAAGCAGAAGAAAAAGAUCGAUAUCUUCGACCAGGGCCGAUACAACAUCAUGGAGAAACUCGUCAACUCCGAGGCGGUUACUCACGUGAUCGAGUUGGAACAACGGAUGCGGAAUCAGCGUAAAAUCAUCGUAAAGAAUCGAGGAAUUUCGAUCCAGAAGAUGAUUGAGCGGCAUCAAAAAGAACUCGGCGAGUCCUCUGUCGAUGCGACGAUAAAACGUCAUCUCGAUGAUCGGGAACGCAUUGAGUCGCACUUUCGGGAUGAAAUCCAGAUUCUAGAGCAGAAACAACGCGCCGAGUUCAUCUUUAAUGCCGAGCGAUUGAUCAAAGAAGCUGCUCGUGGAAAUUUGAAACCCAAAGAUGUUACAGAAGGCGACUGGGUCGAAGUACCAGAAAAUCACAUUCCUCCAAAUCAAGAGUCAUUCACUGUGAACCUGGGAAAUCAGCUGAAGCUCACGCAAAACUUGAGAUUAGUUCAAUGCAAUCUUGCAGAAGAAAUAAAACCGCCAAGGAAUUCAAAAACAGCAAGACUGGAGAGUUUGUUUAAUUUGUUUGCUGGAAGGCCUUCUGGGAUCGUUUUUCCUGUCACAAAUACCUCCAUCCGGUACAUCGAUGAGCAGUUCGACGAAGUCCGCCGAAGCUGCAUCGAAAACACGGAUUUUCUAUUCCCUUCUAUUGACGAACAGCUAAUCCUCGCUGCCGAUAAAGUUGACUCUUUCCCAGAGGAUUUUCCAAUCAUCACUCGUCACUCGAACCUUUCUGCCUCGGCUCACGUGUUGUUCCAUCUAUAUGUCGGAAAACUGCACACGGAAAAGUCGGUUGAAUCGAGACAUCCGACUUUUAAAGCACUCAGAUUGGCCAUAAAAGAAGCAUUCAAGGCGGAUUUGGCUUCGUUAAUGAUUCCCCUGCUUCUAACAAACACGAUGCAUGAAACUAUGACAGCUCCUUGGUGCCUUAGACGAGCGGAAAUUGUCAUGAAGUGCAUCAAAGGAUAUCUGAUCGAAUUCCCUCUUACUCGCUGCACGGUCCACUUCACCGUGCCGAUGGGCAUCGAUAGCGUCGUUUUCAAGCGCAUCAGAGACCUCAUCCCGGAAAAUUUCCGCCUAACAGUAGCCUUGAACAUCUAA